Etheostoma spectabile (orangethroat darter) is the source of this 5401-nucleotide messenger RNA. RefSeq names its product diacylglycerol kinase, epsilon (gene dgke). The transcript has 11 exons. Gene Ontology annotation, biological process: phospholipase C-activating G protein-coupled receptor signaling pathway. Bases 305 to 2032 code for a protein of 575 amino acids. Lineage: Eukaryota; Metazoa; Chordata; Actinopteri; Perciformes; Percidae. Gene Ontology annotation, molecular function: ATP-dependent diacylglycerol kinase activity. Gene Ontology annotation, cellular component: membrane. The record is from RefSeq and is a predicted model, not a curated record.
GUUUUCCCCUGUUGGCGAAGUGAAUCAUCUUGGCAUUUGAAUACUCUCUGGUGAAGCUAAGGUAGCGAGGUAGCUCAUUGGCUCGACGUCACAUCGCAGUCUUCGUGUUUCGAGCUCGUUCUACAUCUGAAUGUUCCGAUUGAAAGUGGUGGUGGAAGUGUCAGCGGUCUGUUGGGGUCUUUGAACAUGCGUGUCGCGGGGAAAAGGUCGCGUGCGUCUCGUCCACACCCAUUGUUGUUUACAUAGCUCUGCUCUUUACUCAUUUCCGCUCAUUAGCAUCACCCGUCGCCGCCGUCCAGCAGCGAUGUACAUGGAGGGGGAAGAGGUGCACGACGACUGCGGCUCCCGGGAGGAGUGGACGCUGCUGUUCUGGACCUCUCUGGCCGUCGUCGUCCCGGUCAUCAUCACACUGUGGUGUAGCGCCCAGCGCUCCAAGCGGAAAACACACAUGAAGGAUUUCUUUCGCAAAAGCAAGCAUGGCUGGCACUACACGGACCUGUUCAACAAGCCCACCUACUGCUGCGUGUGUAACCAGCACAUCCUCCAAGGGGCUUUCUGCGACUGCUGCGGCGUGUGCGCCGACGAGCAGUGCCUGCGCCGGGCCGACCGCAGCCUGCAGUGCAAGGAGAUCAUGGCCCCCUGCAGCCCCGACGGAGCCAUGGAGCAUCGCUGGGUCCGUGGAAAUGUCCCCCUCGCCAGCUACUGUGCAGUGUGCAAACAGCAGUGUGGGACCCAGCCGAAGCUCUGCGACUUCAGGUGUGUGUGGUGUCAGACCACAGUGCACGAUGACUGCAUGGACAGCCUGACGGAUGCAGACCAGUGUGAGCUGGGCGAGUUCCACAACCUCAUCAUCCCUCCUCACUACCUGUACCGUGUCAACAAGCUCCGCCGCAGGCAACCAGAAGAGUACAGCAAGCUGGCAUCUUCCUGUGGCAGUGGCUGGACUCCAGUGUUAGUCUUGGCUAACACGCGUAGUGGUAACAACAUGGGGAAGGCUCUGCUGGGAGAAUUUCGCACCGUUCUGAAUCCUGUGCAGGUGUUUGACCUGUCUGAGCUGACUCCCUCCAAAGCCCUCCAGCUGUGCACCCUGCUGCCCCCCGGCAGUGUCCGGGUGCUGGUGUGUGGGGGCGACGGCACAGUGGGCUGGGUGCUGGAUGCCAUCGAUACUAUGAAGCUGAAGGGCCAGGACCAGUUUAUGCCAAGGGUGACCAUCCUGCCUCUGGGGACAGGAAAUGACCUGUCCAACACUUUAGGCUGGGGUGCUGGGUACGCUGGGGAGAUCCCUGUGGAACAGGUUCUCCGCAACAUCCUUGAUGCAGAGGUGGUCAAAAUGGACAGAUGGAAGGUGCAGGUGGCUUCAAAAGGCCUCUACUUUCGGAAACCAAAGGUUCUGUCCAUGAACAACUACUUCUCUGUUGGGCCUGAUGCUCUGAUGGCGCUCAACUUCCACGCACACCGGGAGAAAACACCCUCCUUCUUCUCCAGCCGCAUCAUCAACAAGACUGUAUAUUUCCUGUAUGGCACCAAAGAUUGUUUAGUGCAGGAAUGUAAGGAUCUGGAUAAGAGGAUUGAGUUGGAGUUGGAUGGAGAGAGGGUGGCCCUGCCCAGUCUGGAGGGCAUCAUAGUUAGUAACAUUGGCUACUGGGGCGGAGGCUGCCGACUCUGGGAGGGAAUGGGGGAUGAACCCUGCCCCCCCACACGGUUGGAUGAUGGUCUGCUGGAGGUGGUGGGCGUGUUCGGCUCCUUCCACUGUGCUCAGAUUCAGGUCAAGCUGGCCAAUCCUGUACGGCUGGGACAGGCCCACACUGUCAGGCUGGUGCUCAAGAGCUCCAAGAUGCCCAUGCAGGUGGACGGGGAGCCGUGGGCCCAGGGUCCCUGCACCAUCACCAUCACCCAUAAGACCCAGGCCCUCAUGCUGUACCACAGUGCCGAGCAGACGGACGACGAUGACGAGUCCAGCGCCUCGGAGACAGAGAGCCCCACCCCCCACGACUCGCCAAGGCCCCCGGGGCCGGCCUCCGCUCGUGCAUGACCCAGCCCAGACCUCAUGUGAUGUGGAGCUUCUCUCUCAUUUUAGGUUCUGUGUUGUUUUCUGCAGCCCAGUUUCUUAAUCUCAAUCCCUCAUCUGCAAUUGGCCUUUAAGCGUGGUUUAUGGUCCUCCGGAGCCUACGUAAGUGGCCUGAGGUUUAUACUUGUGUGUUGGUGUGUGCAUCAGGCUCUUUAAGAGAAUAGCAGGGCGGGCGGGCGUGUGGGGGUGGGUGGGUGGAGAGUGUGUGUGUGUGGAGAGUGUGUAUGUGGAGAGAGAGAGUGAUGUGAUGAGCUAUGGAGUGAGUAGCUAGAGCCAUAGUGAGAGAAACAAAGUGUCUCCCCUGUGUUUUGUGACGGGGGGGGGGAUGACUCUGUAGCAGGAAAAGUUAACCCUCUCCUUGAUUUCAUGUUAUUGAUUGAGAAGGAGAACCAGGAAAUGAGUCUGGUGGGGCGGGGUCUCUACGUAUCUAGGUAUGUAGCCACGGCGUAGAUUUUACGCAGGAAUCAUAAAUCACGCUUUAGUCUUUUAACACGUCCUCCUCCAAUCACGUUGAUGAUAAUAGGGGUAUAACUUCCUGUGUAAUCAUUUCAUAGGUUUUCAGAGAGCUCAUAUAGUAUAUUGGAAAAAUUAGUUUGGAAAAGAGGCUGGUUUAAUUACAUUUUUUUUUUUGGUCUUUAAUCUCCACACUCCUCGUAUAUUAUAACCCAGAACUCAGGCAUCCCCCCCCCCCCCACGGGUGUGACAGUCGAGAAGAAGUGAAGGUUUUGGAGAAAGGUUGCCGUUUUUAUUUGCACUGAUCCCUUGUGCCAUAUAUAGUCAACUAUACUGUAUUUAUUAUAUACUGUAUUUGUCGCCCAGUUUCAAUUUGCCGAAACUCCUACAAAGCCAUGUCUAAACCAACAGCAACUGAUGAAGCAUUACCACUGGAGAGAAACUGCUAGUUUUAAAAUGUCGAGAGCUGCAUCUCAUAGCCCUUAAACUGCCUCCUUGUGUCCUCGACUUGCCUCCUUUUGGCCUCCGUCUCUCCCGAGCCUCCGUGGUGGGAGGGACUGAGACGCCCGGGACGAGACAGGAUCCGAGCACAUGUGUUUUAGAGGGAUGAGAAGUCUUUUUCGUUUUUGAAGCGCCACAUGAAUCCGUCAGUGGAGUUAGCAACUCCUUUUAGCUGCACGGCUAGCGGGAAGGCUGCUCUCGCGUAUCCUCGCCCGUAGCUCCUCUAUGAUCCCUCCUCGAUGCUCGCUCCUCGGGGCGGAAAUGAGAGCUUUGAGACGGCCUUCACCGAGGACGGGACAGAACAACUUCCUAUCAAUUAAGGGCCAUGAGAUGUAGCCGAGGCUUUGAAAUGCAUGGGUGUGUAUGCCAAAAAGUGAAUCUCGAUGGAACAAGGGCUCUUGUUAACAAACGCAGUGUGUUGUCAAUCACUGGACAUUGAUGUUGGUUUGUUGUUACUUCAUGACGCCCUGUCUCAAGGAGCUCGCCAAACAGCUGGAUUGUACUAAGAUACAGUCUGGAAACUUUUAUUGAACCUUCCUGUAAGCGCUACAGGAAACUGACUGCCAAGUAACUGUUGUUCUUCAGAGGAUUGGUCCUACAUGUAAAUCCUUUUAGUCCUUCCUCUUGUUUUUCAUAGUUACUCCUAUUUGCAUAUUUUUGCGUUGCACUGUGUUGGCACUGAUAAAUACCUUCCUUAUGUACAUGAAACCAUAAGGCUGACCUUCGAUGUUGCUGCCGAUAGUAAUAACUGCUGAGAUUAAGUUGUUUCAUGUUAUUGUUUUUUAUGUUACUGGAGUAAUCGCCUUACAUUUCCUCAUUUGUAGUUUACCAAAUAGUCACCACAAGGUGGCAGGCUAAAGACAGUGUUUUCUGUAGUCCAGUCAAGUAGAGUUGGUCCUCUCCUUAAACUUCUUCAGUUUAAUAUGAAUUCCUUUGUUGCAUCGCUCCUGUCUUCCGCUUAAUGUGUGCAAGACGUCCUUUGUGUUUCUGUGUCAAAGCCUACCCGUCAGGAGAUUUGUUUGACCUCAAAUGCCAAAAUGUAAUUGUGCCAUUUGAGGUGGUCUUGUUUUUUUGUUUUUUUUUGCAGAAGGGUUGCCUGUUGCUCACAGCCAUAUCCAAAAAAAAAAAAAAGUCUGUAGAAUGUUAGUUAAUGCUGUCUUAAUGAACCUGGACCCAACUCGCUGCUCAUAAGGCUGACCAGGGAUCUGUUGUUAGCCGUGUGCUGCCUAUGCUUCUGGAAUAUGCACCUCCUUGGCAGGUAAGCAAGCCUGGUGGUUUCAUCACCCUCUCUAUAUUUGUUUGGUGAAUAUCUUCUUGCUCAAGGACACCCGUUUGAACUUCAACCGUAUCCUCCAUGUUUACCAGAGUUGUGUGCGUCUUGUGUUUGCACUGAAUUAGCACUCAUGUGACUGGGGUUUGUUGGCAGGUUGUCAGCCACGCUAGCAGCAUGGGCCCUGUUAAAAACAUUGAUAAUAUAGGGCUGAUCAAUUAUGGGAAAGAAACAUAAUACCAGUUAUUUAGCAAGAUUACUUAUUGAUUUAUUUGAUUUAUUGAACUUAAAAAACACCUUGAACUGUGAAAUUUCCCUUUUCUGUUUAAAGUAAAAUUUUGAGCAUCAAACACUUUUUGCAUUCAAAAAAGUUAUGGUGCAAAUGUCUAUAUUUAUGUAAAGGAAAUUAUACAAGGUUCUUGGGGGGGGGGGAGGGGUGUGCGCACACUGGCCUGUUUUGAUUAUUGGUGGGGUUGUAAUCCCCCUGUAAUUACACCUAUGGGUCUCUCCAUGUUGAGACAGCUAAAUGUGUUUCCUGGCGAUAGAGGCGGUUGCUAACGUGGCUAAAAACUUUGACAUGUUGUAUUGUUGGGGGGGGGGGGGGGGGGGGGGGGGGGGGGGGCCAUACCUGUGACAUUACAGGAUGUUUUUAGAUGUUCCCGAUUCAAGUCAGUCUUUAUUUGUUAAAUCUUGGCAGAUAUAAAACAGUAUUUGUAAAGACUCAAUUUAUCAAGGCAAAUUUCACUGUGUUGUGUUCUAAACUGUUUUCAUUAUUAAUUAAUAUAUAUAUAUUUAAAUAAGCUUACUUUUUUGCAAAUAUCUGUAAAAUUAUGAGAAAGGCGUAUUAGAGUGUGCAGAAAAUGAUAAUUAAUUUUGAUUAUUAUAUGAUCAAUAAGAGGAAGCCUUAUGUGGCCACUGCUAAUCAGUAAUGAAAGACAAAGAGACUGGGAGAGAAUAUGCUGUUAUUAAUAACAAUCAUGUAAAACAGCUGUUUACACAAUCGCAGGAAAGAGGGUUUGGUGAAAUUGUUACAACGAAAAAACAAUUUUGAUCAAACUGAAUGUAAUGAAGUGAUUUGAAGACAUUCCCAUAAAUAUUUUCAUAUACAA